Auanema sp. JU1783 is the source of this 810-nucleotide messenger RNA. The record is from the annotation of a GenBank genome assembly. NCBI's taxonomy places the organism in Eukaryota, Metazoa, Nematoda, Chromadorea, Rhabditida, Rhabditidae.
AUGACAAGUGUAUGGUGGGAUUUAGCUAUUUCUGGAGUCAAUCAUUCGAUUAUUGGAAACGGUGGAGAUGAUUGUUUGAAUUAUGUGCCCGGAUGGCAGCGAACAUUAGAAACGUUACUAUUUGUGCCAUUAGCAAUAUGGAUGGCAACAAUAUCAUUUCCACAUUUGGAUUGUUCAUUUACUCACCGCCCACGUGAUUAUUCACGUUAUACAGUAUUGACAAUUUAUAGCUUGAUAUUCGGUGCAGAGUUAGCAUUCAAAAUGAUAUCCAAAACUGGUAUAUUUCUGUUAAAUCCGUGUCAUGUAACGACGACUAUGCAACUGAUUCUCCUUUCCAAAGAUGCAAAUGAUAAACGAGUGUGUUUCCUCUUCCGACUUCAUCUCUAUUUUGUUCCCGGGGCCUUCUUCGCAUUAGCUUUUCCCAUAUUAAAUACUAGAAUGCUGCCUGGUGAGGUUUUUAUUUAUUAUGCUCAACAUAUAGCAAUUAUCCUGAUACCUAUUUAUCUAAUGUAUUUAAAAGGUGCAUUUGAGCCUGAAAAAGCACAAGAUUUCACCUGGACCAUAUUUGGCUUAUCCAUAUUUCUUUUUUAUCAUUUUGCUGUUUUGCAAACAACAGCAUUUUAUUCACGUGUAAAUCUGAAUAACAUUAUGUGUCCGGCAAUUUCUGAUCCGUUUCAAACACGAGCUUAUCGGAUAAUUGCUGUUGGCCAUCAAUUUUUGUUAAUACCAAUCAUCUCCAAAACAUUUUCUGCAAUUGCAACAACCUGUUGUGAUAUAUUGGAUGAUAUCUGGCCGCAGAAGGAUGAUUAA